AUGUCUCUCAAAAACCUCUCUACGAGUAGUGUUAUCGCUGGCGGUACCAAAAUCCUGCAAGAUGGCAGAUUUGCCGCCGCGAAAUACAGCAUUCCGGUCAUUGAGAAGUCCGCAAACAUGACUGCCCAGGCGGCUCAGUGGACCGUUGAAAACCCAGUACUAGCCGGCGCCGUUGUCGGUGCAGUUGUCGGUGCUACUGUCAUCGCGGCCCCCACCCUCAUAACAGCGCCAGUCCUGUCGGCUGCGGGAUUUACACCUGGUGGUAUUCAGGCGGGUUCCGCUGCGGCCGUCGUUCAAAGCAGUGUUGGGAAUAUUGCGGCUGGAAGUUACAUGGCGAUUGCGCAGAGCGCCGGGGCGGGUGGGAGUGGCCUUGCUGUUGUCAACGGAGCUACACAGUUGGGAGCAGCUGCGGUGACGGCGGGCAGCGCAGGCUUUGCUUGGGUCAAGUCUAGAAUGUAA
Molecule: messenger RNA, 459 nt
Organism: Penicillium odoratum
Lineage: Eukaryota; Fungi; Ascomycota; Eurotiomycetes; Eurotiales; Aspergillaceae
Exons: 3
Coding region: 1-459 (152 amino acids)
Cellular component (GO): membrane
Source: RefSeq, a predicted model, not a curated record